Coccinella septempunctata (seven-spotted ladybird) is the source of this 2959-nucleotide messenger RNA. Its product is annotated as probable serine/threonine-protein kinase MARK-A. The transcript is spliced from 3 exons. Lineage: Eukaryota; Metazoa; Arthropoda; Insecta; Coleoptera; Coccinellidae. Bases 453 to 2567 code for a protein of 704 amino acids. The record is from RefSeq and is a predicted model, not a curated record.
GCAACAACCGCAAGAGCAAACCUAUCAUUAUAAUCUGAAAAACGCGAGUGCGACGAUUUGUAGUAUAGAAAAUCGAUCGAAACCGAUCAUCGACAGGCCUUUAAAAAACUGGCACAUUUGGAUCGAGAAUUUUGUACCUCGUACAACUAUACGACCUUAUUUUCUCCUUGUGGAAACGCGAAAAUUUGCGUACUGAUCAGAAUUCAUUUCUGCGAAGAAUGUGAAAAGCAGGGGCAUGUGUGGUGUGUGUGUUUGGUCGUUAUUUUGAAUGGAUUUUGAUUCGAAGGAUUGGAUUUAGGUGCUUAAGGCUGUUAACUGGGAUGACGUGCCAGCCAUGGAUACCGCUAUGUUGAGCGUUGGGUCAGCUCCCAGGGUUCUUCCAGCAGUAGUUCUUCGAAUGUACCAGUGCCAAGUGCCAGUUGUUCAUCUCACUGUCCUUCGACGCUUUCACAAUGACGGUGAAAAUGACGUCGGCAAAGUCGCGAUGUGUAGUCUCUGGUGUAGUGUUCUUAAUGACUUUCUUAAUGGCUCAAUGCGUGCCACUAGAUUUCACAACAUCCAGGUACAAAGAAGAAAAACUAGAAUUACAUGACAGUAGCUCUCUACCUCUUCCAUCCCUUUCAAACUCUAAUAAAGUACCUCAAAUAUUCGAUAUUUUCGAUUUUGGACCCAACUUUUUCCUAGCUAAGAACGAUUCAGAUAGCUUGACUGGUCGUCGAUCAAAAAGUCCCGAAAAUGGAGAUUUUCAAUUUGAAGAAAUCUUGAGAAAUUUCAGAACAGUAAAUUUCACCAAUAAUGAUAGUUUUUUCGGUAAUAAAACACCUUCUGGGGAAUCAGAUGAUGAAUCCAGAAAGUUCAGUAACAAGAAAAACUCCGCACUGUAUUCAAAUUUCGAACGAAACACUGUGAAAACAACGAAAAAUAAUAAAAACAAUUCAUCAGUUAAAACAAGCAACGAAGGUAACAAAACUUUGAAACAAACGAAUAGAACGAAAUCAAAUUCUUCCCUAUACACCAACUUCGUAAGGAAACCUAUCAGAAACACGCAAACUCUUCAACCGAUCCCGAAUAAAAUCAAUAACAAAACCGUUUCCCAAAAACCAGGCGUGUUUCAAAUAAAAAUCAGUAAACCGGCGGUAACUCCAAAACCUAUUAAAUUCAUAACAGUCACCCAUAAACCAAUAGUUAUAAACCUAACGAAAGUACCCUCAAACUUCAGUAACUCCUUGGUUAUCACUCAUCCCACGAUGAAAACCACGAGAACUCCUGGUUGGAUCAGCAAAAUCAAAUCUACGACUCCAAUUCCUACUAGCUCAACGAAAAGCAACAGUUUUGGUUGGCCGAACAAUAGAAUCAAAAACAAGAACGAUUGGAACAGGUAUAAGAAUUACACAGAGUUGAAUUUGUCCAAAAAACCUAAUUCUGGUACGAGAAGAAAACCAGCCACACCCAGUACAACUUCCAACAAGAAGAAGAAACCAACAAGGGUGAAGUAUGUGCCAAAACCUGGUCAUAAACCAACGAUCGAAGAAAUCAAACAAAAUUGGUAUGAAAGCGGUGUUCCAUACCCGAACCCAAUGCCUGAAAUAAGCUCAAAUUCACCAACAUUUCCCCUACCUCCUAUAGAAGAACCUCCAACAGGAGCUGACUCCGAUGCAGUGCAACUAGAUGCUGCAGAAGACAACCCUUUAACAAACGCCAUAAGCACUUUCAAUCUAGACAUGCGACCUGCUGCAUCAAACCUCAAAGACUCGAUUGGAGUUGAUGGUAGUGGAUGCCCAACAGUGCACAUCUCAAGUUCUGUUUUGAGCCCCCAACAGCGCCAAGGAUGCUCGGAUUUGAAUCUGGUGAUCAAUUCACAUUUUCACCAAAACACAGCCAGUGAUAGAACUCCCUCUAUUGAUACCUACCAAGCGGAAAACCCCGAGGAGGAUGUACCUGUUGAAGCUGUUGAAGACCCCGUGGAAGAAGGGGCUGAUGCUGGUGUUGGCCAGGCUGAUCCUGCAGCUCCUCAGGCUGAUCCUAUAGGGGCUCAAGCAGAUUCAGCUGGCGGUUCUCCUGGGAGUGGGGGAACCGGUGGUUCUGGCGCUAGUGGGGGAAAUGGAGGUAAUGGUGGGGACGGAAGUAAUGGUGGUAUGGGCUGGCCAGAUAUUAAAGGAAUGUUGGAUGCGAUAGAUUGGGUAGGAAAUAAAUUUGGUGGUAUUCUAAAUUUUUUGAAGAACCCUUAUUUGUAUCUCGUACCUGCAACUCUGUUUUUCUUGAUCGGCUUCUUUUUGAUAUUAGCGCUGUUUCCUUGGUGGAUACCCCUGUUGUUCUUGUUCAUCGGCAUCAAGGCCAAACCAAAACCACAAGUGUUGCAUCAUAAACACGUCCACAAGGCUGUACAUCACCCAGACGGCUGGUUUUGGAACCAUCAAACGAAAACCUGGGAAAAUGUUCAGGAUUACUUACAUAGAAGAAGAAUUGAUAAUAUAAAUUUGAAUCAUAUACCUCAAGCUAUAGACCAAUUCGGGAAAAAAUACGCGUUACAUAAUCCAGCUCUUAAGUUGGUUAAAAGAAGUAGGUGAAAAUUCUUGCAAGAUAGGGAAGAAUAUGAGUUUGUACUCCAAAAUGCAAGACAAAGCCAAGUCUGGCAUUUUUUCGUUUGUUUGAGUAAUUGGUUCAAAUUCUUUAGAACUAUAGGAGUAUUCUCCCUUAUUUUUCAAAGAAAGAAAUAUCUAGUCCCUGAACACAAUGAAAUGAAUCCAAAUCAGAUGAAGUUUCGAUCACCAAUGCGACCAAAACAUUGAGUAUUUGAGGUGCUUUUGAAUGUGAAUAGUCUAUGAGUUUUAAUGAAGGUAUUAUUUAUUUAUUUAUUUAUUUAUUCCUGAUUUUUGGCCAUACUUCUCUGCCUGAGAAAUUUUUGUAUCAUCGAAAUAGAUUUAGUAUUCGAACUGUUGUAAAUAAAUGUUAAAAACAA